Alosa sapidissima (American shad) is the source of this 2388-nucleotide messenger RNA. Its product is annotated as KIAA1191 ortholog. The transcript is spliced from 9 exons. Bases 362 to 1321 code for a protein of 319 amino acids. Gene Ontology annotation, cellular component: cytoplasm. Lineage: Eukaryota; Metazoa; Chordata; Actinopteri; Clupeiformes; Clupeidae. The record is from RefSeq and is a predicted model, not a curated record.
CACUACUGCCACCCCUUUUGCCCAUGUUUACGGGAAGACAUGGCAAAGACGAUGUUGUCAUCUUUUCUGGCUUUUCAACUAAACUGUCAUUUCGCGCAGUUACAAGUGUCUUUGACAACCAUGAAGGAUUGUUAACCUCUUUGCAGGUGGAGCAGCAACAAGACCACAUCAGCUCAUCCUCAGCCAGUGCUCCUCCUGAUCUCCCACAAUGCUCCAUGCGCAACCCCCACUCUCUGUGAGUCAGCAAGAAAUUCCUGUACUUUAGCAGUGGAAAUUACAUCCUGGCCUUACUCUCAGUUGGUCCUACUGAUUGACCUACUUCAGUCUCAGCUGCCUAUUGCAUUUCUUCACAACUGAAACAAUGGUAUCAAGAUCAAAUGACUUUCCAGCCCUGGAAGGGGGGCCCUCCGAUGGCAUGUUGGGAGGGAUGUCCAUCCCCAGGGGCAUGGCCCGCCGUGCGAUGAGCUAUGACGAGAGCCUGGAGGGGCCCAUGUCCCCUCUCCCAUCGGACAUCAACAUCAGCAACCUGUGGAAGAGGCCCGUCAUUCCUGACCGCAAAUUCCAGCGACUCGCUGAAGAGGAUGAAACAGGAAGUGUGCUGACGCAUACGCCCUCUGUUGAUGUGGAGUCUGCCAGACCUCUGGUUCCAGUGGUGAAGGCCAAAGCCUCCUCUGUCCUCAUGAGUUCCCUUAUUACCAAGCAGACGCAGGAGAACAUCCACAGGUUUGAGAAGCAGGCUGGUCUGACUGACGCAGGCUACAGCCCUCACAAAGGUCUGGUAGAUGAGACCCACUAUCACCGCAUGGCUGAUUCAAUACACAAGAUGCACAUGCAGAGUACUGACCUUAAAGAGGACAACCAACCAUCUGCUCAGUCUACUCCAACCACCACUCCACAAUCCUCCCCCAAACAGAAGCGCAGGAGCUGGUUCAGCAGUCAGGGUUCUGCAGCGUCCAUCACCAGCUCUGAUCUCAGCACCAGCUCCUCCAGCUCUAGUGUUGAUUUGGGAGCUGGCGAAGGAGGGGCUGUGGAACGCUGGACCUUCUUUGGACCUCGCCUUCCUGCGCAGAAGCCCACCAUAGACCCCAGCGCAGAGCCCACCGGUGCAGCCCACUCAGCGGGGUUCGCAUUGCAGUCCUACAAAGGAGCUCAGAAGCCGACCCCUAUGGAGGUGAUGAAGGCUCAGGCCACUCGGCUGGCAGAAGACCCUGCCAAAGCUCCCAAGAUGGAGAUCCCCACCAUGGACGGCAAGAGGCAGAUGACCCGGCCUCACAAGCUCAAGCACCGCGACAUGAACGUCCUCACUCCCUCGGGUUUCUGAGCUUCUCUCUCUCCACCCCCUGCUGCCGCCUCAUGUUGUGGAUUUUGCUGUCCUCCUGAUCCUCUUGCUAUCAUGUUGCGUGCAUAUAUGCACUGUAGUAUUCCCUCCCUCAGGUAUGAGCUACACCAGGCGCGUAACUGAAGCGUUCCGUUCGCGACGCGUAAAAUCCAUUUCAGAUGAAUGGUCUAUUUUUUUCGAACGUACGCCCCACUGUCACGUCUGGUGUAGCUACUUCUAUUGAUUAUAAUGGAAGCUAAUUGUUGCAGCAGACGCAACGCGAACGGAACGCUACAGUUACGCGCCUGGUGUAGCUCAGCCCUCAACCCCAACCUCAUUGGAACCCCAGUAAGCUGUAGGUCUGUCAGUGAAGUGCUCACAGUUCUGCCUCGCCGACGAACAGUAGCUGUUAGUAAUUAAGUAAGUAAUUAAUGUGUUGUUCGUGUGUUGAAGUAUUGCUGUUUGUGCCAUUCUAUUUUUAUUAAUUUUUUAACCUGCUUCUUCAUUUUACCUUUUGUUGUAAUUCUGUUUAUAACACAUUGUGUUUUAAUGAGUCAUUUGACAUUUCCUUUAACAUUCCUUAUCUGAAUGGUGCAGCGUUUUGUAAUAAUUUAUGUUGUGUGAUGCAACAUUUGACGAUCAACAUUUUAAUAUGUGAGCUUUUUCAUUUGAAUGUUUAUUUUUUUCCCCAUUAUUUCACAAGGGCCUCAAAAGCGAUGAAACGGUUCCAACAAAUUUCUGAUGUCAUACAGAGACACUCAUUGUGAUUGGUUUUCUCUGUCUGCUGACUGUUCUUAUGGCCAACUAUUCUCUGUGAUUUUGAAUCAGUGGUCCUAAAGUUUCACAUUCUAUCAAUGAAGUUAUUAUACCUUGGAAAAAAAUUAAAAUAACAAGGGCAUUACGUAAUUUAUUUUGAUGUAUUUAAGGUGUCUAGAAAUUUUGUUUUCAUUGGUCCAAUAUUUAAUUUGGAUUCCAGAUGUUGAAUGAAUUUCAGCUCAGUGUCCUGAACACACGUGUACAUACCUGAAUAAAACAAAUCCUAAGUGGAUUAUCUAUGCUGUCAUCAAAAA